Molecule: messenger RNA, 1128 nt
Organism: Hymenoscyphus albidus
Lineage: Eukaryota; Fungi; Ascomycota; Leotiomycetes; Helotiales; Helotiaceae
Source: the annotation of a GenBank genome assembly
AUGCAGCACGACCCUUUUGUUUUUGAGCUUCUUGUGUCAUUAUCGAGAGAUGUGGACAUAAACGCAAGUGACGAGGAAGGGUUCACCGUAUUGCACAGGCUUAGUGCCACUUUUGAGAAACGCACCAGAUUCGGAAAUACUUUCUCAGCACUCCCUUUCAAAGGCGAUCAGGAUAAAGACAAAGAUUAUCUCGGUCGUACCGUUGCUGCAAUUCAAGCUUUAGGAGCAAAUAUAGAGCAGUUGAGAAAUUCAGCGGCUUCUCGAGCCCAAAAAGCACAACGUGGGUGGGAUUUUCCAAGCCGGACUCCACUCAUGAUAGCCUUUCUCACACCUUCCACCCCGGUGAUGAAGGAGCUCCUGAAACUCGGCGCUAGCGUUCACACAGAGAAUGAAAAGCGUGAAACAGCAUUGCACUAUUUUCCCGACGACAAGUUGCCUUGCAUCGAAGGUGUACGACUCCUAGUGAACCAUGGAGCAAAUGUUAAUCAUCGCAACCUAUCUGGCGCAGCACCAAUCUUGAAAGCCGCGCAAUUUGGUCUACUAGAUGUUCUAGAUUUCUUGUUGAGUGAGGGUGCAGAUAUCGAUGAGAGACAGUCUAGCCAAGCUUUGGUAACAGGUGGAAGUAAUAUAUUCGCAUUUCUUGCAUGGGAAGACCCUACCUGGAGAUUUGACACAGAUUGUGAGGUUUUGAAGGUACUGGAAGCUCACCUUUUUACUUGCGUGGACCACGAAAAGAAGAAGCGAGUGUUAGAACGGGGCAGUGAUCUAGGGGAAACAUUGUUGCAUCGUUUUGCCUCCAAAGCGAUGCCGCGCUGCGUUGAAGGACUGAUCCGCAAUGGUGCACCGGUGAAUGCCUUGUAUUAUAAAUAUAUCAGGGAGAGAGAAGGAGAUCAUUACAUACAAGAGUCUUGGUACGAGACACCUUUUGACGCAGCUGUUAAGACUGGAGAGUGGAGGGUGAAAUACAUGACGGAAGAGCGACGUUGGCCAAGGUCUGAAUAUAAGGAUUUGGAGCGUCGAGAUAAAGAAGUUAUCGAAAGUAUUAAAAGAGCUGGUGGCAAACCAGCGCCGACAGAGGUUGUCAGAUCUAGAUUCGACAUUGACUCAAGCAUGUCAAAUGGCCAAUAA